This is a messenger RNA of Striga asiatica, 1200 nucleotides long. The record is from the annotation of a GenBank genome assembly. Lineage: Eukaryota; Viridiplantae; Streptophyta; Magnoliopsida; Lamiales; Orobanchaceae.
GUGUUUUGCGACUUUUAGCUUCGGCUUAACUUUACUCUAUGUGACGUCGUAUUAUUGUUGCUUCACCUUCACCGCCUUCAUUUCCUCAGCUCAGUCCAGUCGGUCUUGAAAGAGGCAAGCGCAAAAUUGAAGUGGAAAGGAAGAACUUCAUAAUCAAAUCUAAUUUCUCGUAUUAGCUUUCUGUUGACGCCGGUGUUUUAUUAUCAGGGCCCGUAAAAAAAUAUUAGUGAGGAUGUCCAGGUUUCGUGCAUUAUGGCAAGCUUCACUUAAUGCAACUAAAAGAGCUCUCACAUGGAACCUUGAAGACCUCGUUCCUCCAAGUGAAAGAUACGUCUUCAAAUUUGAUUCCAAAGAGGAGCUUAAAAGAUGGCAUCUGUAUUCAGAUUCUGAAUAUGGAGGUUUAUCAUCUGCAUCAUUGGAGAUAAAAGAGCCUGCUAAUGGAUCAAGCGGUACUGUUCAGAAGCCUUUUCUUUUGUUAAGUUUCUGUAUAUUGAGAAUAUUGUACAUUUACACGCACUCCGAUUCUUUUGAGAUGUAUGAGAACAUUUCAAAAUGGAACAUUAGUAGAAGUGGCUUCUGUGGUAUGAGAUCUAAGAAGUUUGAUGGAUUCAUCGAUUUGGAUGCUUACGACACUUUGGCCUUAAAACUUAAAGGGGACGGUAGAUGCUACAUUUCCACUAUUUAUACAGAGAAUUGGGUGAAUUCCCCAGGACAGGAGGAAGAUAACUCAUGGCAGGCAUUUGUUUUUGUGCCCAAGGAUGAUUGGUAUAUUGCGAAGAUUCCUCUUGAUCGAUAUCUACCUACAUGGAGGGGCAAUGUGAUAGAUGCAAAGCUAGAGAUGAACCCGGCUCGAAUUGUCGGCAUGUCUCUAUCUAUCAAUGCUGAAGGUGGAGUCCCGGGAGCCAAGUCUGGUCCAGGUGAUUUUCGAGUCGAGAUUGACUAUAUUAAGGCUUUGAGACUGCAUAGUUGAUGAAUUAAACCAAUUGCUUUAGGGACCGUUUGGAUAGAAACGAAUAAUCACUAUGACUUUGUAAACUGCUUGGUGUGUGUGCUGUGCAUGGCAAGAGAUAAAAAUGUACUUAUCAGAGCAAGUGAAAACUUUUGAAGUUUUACUGGUGUGACAUGUAAUAACACACAUUAGUUUUUUGCCGUAAAAUCGUUGAAAUUUCGCAGGUGUGAUAUCUAACACGCAUUUUUUUU